Molecule: messenger RNA, 969 nt
Organism: Gasterosteus aculeatus aculeatus (three-spined stickleback)
Lineage: Eukaryota; Metazoa; Chordata; Actinopteri; Perciformes; Gasterosteidae
Source: RefSeq, a predicted model, not a curated record
UUUCUGUGAGUACUUUUCUCUCUUUAAAUCAUAGUUUUCAUACAUACAACCCUUUAAAUGCCAGAAGUUAAUCGUUUCUGUCAGUUUGAUGAUGUUUCUCACUUUAUUUUAGUGCUGAAUAUUCUCCUCUACUGUGGACACGCUCAAGAUGCUUUGCUGCAUAUUGAACCAAACUGGUCUCCUUUAUUUACUGGAGAGAAAGUUACCUUCAUAUGUGACUUAAAGGAAGGAAAACACACUGAUUGGAUUUACUCAUUCAGAUGGAAUAGUCAAGAGUUCAUCAACUACAGACCUGCGAAUAGAUUUACAUUAUCAUAUCUAUAUAUAGGAUAUAGUGGUGAAUAUCAGUGUGUUGCUUAUCAGAAGAUCCGUCCCAACGUUAUAAGAAGAAGUAAUAAAGUCUCUCUAAGUGUAUCAGCACAACCAAAGGCCCAACUGAGCAAAGACUCCCCUGUAGAGGGAAGUGUGACCCUGACCUGCUCUGUGGGGUCAUCAUCAUCAUCAUCAUCUGGAUGGAAGUACUUCUGGUACAGAGACAAGAAAACCUCUGAACCUCUGAAACCAGGAGAUGGUGUUCUCCCCCAGAGUGGAAGCAUCUCUCCCUCUGAUGGAGGAGUCUACUGGUGCAGAGGAGGAAGAGGAGACCCAGUUUACUACACAGAGUACAGCCAUCCAGUCGUCACAAACAGAGCUGUUGUGACUCUGCAAAAAAACUGGCCUGAAAUUUACUCUGGAGAGACGAUCAGUCUCACAUGUGGAGUAAAGGAGGGAGGAGGCUCUGAGUGGGAGUAUGAAUGGAGAACACCCGACUAUUACACACCUCAACACCCAAAAGGCUCCGUGAUCACAUAUGCACAAACAGGAGACUACAGCUGUAAGGGAAGACUGAAGGAUGAAGCCUCUACAACAGAAUGGAGUGAUGCUGUCACAUUAAAAACAUCACGUAUGUCAGCAUUUUUAUUUCCCUGA